AUGGUGGCCAAGAAGGAAGAAAAGUUCUUCCCACGCAGCGACACCGUCCAAGGUCCGGACAUUUCGAUCGACGAGGCGCUCGAGGGAGCAUGGCAGCACCACUACACCAGUGUCCUGCGUGCUCUGGGCGUCGAAGAUGCCGAACACGGUCUCAACAAGAAGGAGAUCGAGGCGCGACGCCAAGAGUACGGUCCCAACCAGCUCGAGGGCGGCGACGAAAUUAGCAUUUGGACGAUCAUGCUGCACCAAAUUGCUAACGCCAUGACCUUGGUCCUGAUCCUUGCCAUGGGUGUCUCCUUUGGCAUUCAAUCGUGGAUCGAAGGCGGUGUGCUCGCUGGUGUCGUCGGCAUCAACAUCGUCGUCGGCUUUUUCCAGGAGCUCUCGGCUGAGAAGACCAUGAACGCACUUCGCAACCUCGCUUCUCCUACUGCCCGCGUCCUCCGAAACGGUGAUGGCGAGACUAUCUCGGCCAACGAGGUGGUCCCAGGUGAUAUUAUCGAGCUCACUACCGGUGACACUGUCCCCGCUGAUUGCCGACUGAUCGACUCGAUGAAUUUCGAGACCGACGAGGCUCUCCUCACGGGCGAGUCGCUUCCCGUGGCCAAGGACCACAACCAGAUCUACUCUCAAGCCGAGGACAUCGGUGUCGGCGACCGUCUCAACAUGGCCUUCACCUCGUCCACCGUGUCCAAGGGCCGUGCCCGCGGGAUUGUCGUUGGUACCGGCAUGAACACCGAGAUCGGCAAGAUCGCCGACGCCCUCCGAGGAGCUGCCAAGGCACAGAAGAUCCGAGACGUCAAGCGUAACGCCUACGGCAAGGCGCUCCCCCACCACUACGUCCAAGCUGGUGCUCUUACCGUCUGGGACAAGAUCAACAACUUCCUCGGCACCAACAAGGGCACUCCGCUCCAGCGACGUCUUUCGCAGCUCGCCGUGUCGCUCUUCUUCGUCGCUGUGCUUUUUGCGAUCAUCGUCUUCCUCUCCAACAACUGGACCGACAACGAGGUCAUCAUCUACGCGGUCGCCACCGGUGUCUCUAUGAUUCCCGCUUCGCUCACUGCCGUCCUCACCAUCACCAUGGCCAUGGGCAGCAAGGCAAUGGUCAAGAAGAAUGUCAUUGUCCGCAAGCUCGAGUCGCUUGAAGCUCUCGGAUCCAUCAACGACAUUUGCUCCGACAAGACCGGCACCCUCACCCAAGGCAAGAUGGUGGUCCGCAAGGCGUGGGUCCCCGCAUCGGGCACCUACAGCGUUUCCGAGACCAACGAGCCGUUCAACCCCACCCUCGGCGAGGUGUCCGUCAACGAUGUCGAACCUCGCAAUGCCAAGACGACCAACAGCACCGAGAACGACGGCGAGGUCGUCGCGCGCUCCGGCAAGUCCGACAAGGUCAAGGGCAACGAGCACUUCGAAAACUUUAUGAACGUCGCCUCGCUCUGCAACCUCGCCACUGUGUUCAAGGACAAGGAGACGCACGCCUGGACGGCCCACGGCGACCCUACCGAGUGCGCCAUCCAGACCUUUGUCACACGCUUCGCAUGGGGUCGCUUGAAGCUCACCAAGGGCAACGACGCCGACAAGGAGGUGACCGAGAAGGACCGUUCCGCUGCCAAGUGGACGCAGAUUACCGAAUACCCCUUCGACAGCUCGGUCAAGCGCAUGGCGGUCACCUACACCGACAACCAGGCGCGCGAGAGCUACGCCAUGAUGAAGGGUGCUGUCGAGCGCGUACUCGAGUCGUGCACGUCCGCCCAGACCGCUGAUGGCAAGAUCGAUUUCAACGAGGAGUUUGAGAAGCAGGUGUUGGAGAACAUGGAGGCGCUGGCCAGCCAGGGUCUGCGUGUCCUCGCACUCGCUCAUCGUAAGCUCACCGCCGCCGAAGAGGACCUCGACGAGGAGCUCGAGCGCAAGGACGUCGAGUCCAACAUGAUCUUCCUCGGUCUUGUUGGUCUCUACGACCCUCCUCGCCCCGAGACCGCGGGUGCGGUGCGCAAGUGCAAGGAGGCGGGCAUCACGGUCCGCAUGCUCACCGGUGACCAUCCUGGUACCGCCAAGGCCAUCGCUCUCGACGUUGGCAUUGUUCCCCGCAACACGACGCGCUACAGCAAAGCCGAAAUGGACAGCAUGGUCAUGACCGCCUCGCAAUUCGACAAGCUCUCUGAAGCCGAGAUCGAUGCUCUUCCGCAACUUCCCCUCGUCAUCGCCCGUUGCGCCCCCCAGACCAAGGUCCGCAUGAUCGAGGCGCUCCACCGCCGCGGCAAGUUCUGCGCCAUGACCGGUGACGGCGUCAACGACUCCCCUUCGCUCAAGAUGUCCGACGUCGGUAUUGCCAUGGGCAUGAACGGAUCGGACGUUGCCAAGGAUGCUUCGGACAUUGUGCUGGUGGACGACAACUUUGCGUCGAUCGGCAACGCCAUCGAGGAAGGUCGACGAAUGGCCGACAACAUUUCGAAAUUCGUCUGCCACCUGUUGGCACAGAAUGUCGCCCAGGCAUCGGUGCUUCUCAUCGGAUUGGCAUUCAAGGACGAGACUGGACUGUCGGUCUUCCCUCUCUCGCCCGUGGAGAUUCUGUACAUCAUCAUGGUCACCUCUGGUCUUCCCGCUAUGGGUCUGGGCAUGGAGAUAGCCUCCAUGGACGUGAUGCGUCGCAAGCCCCGAUCCAACAAGUGGGGCGUCUUCAGCCCCGAGAUGCUCAUCGACCUCGCCGUCUAUGGUCUCUGGAUGGCCGUCCUCUGCUUGGCCACCUUCACUCUCGUCGAGUUCGGCUUUGGCAACGGCGAGCUGGGCAUCAACUGCAAUUCGGAACACAGCGAUGUGUGCGAUCUCGUCUUCCGCGCCCGCGCCUCGACCUUUGCCGUCAUGACGUGGUUCUCCCUGCUCUUGGCAUGGGAGGUCGUCGAUGUCCGCCGAAGCUUCUUCAACAUGCGCGAGGGAGGCACCUGGUACAACCAGUGGUUCAAGGACACCUGGGGUGCCAACAAGUUUUUGUUCAUCUGCGUCGUCGGUGGCUUCUUCAGCGUUUUCCCCAUCGUCUACAUCCCCGGGCUCAACGACAUCGUCUUCCUCCACACAGGCCUGGGUUACGAAUGGGCGAUCAUCUUCAUCUGCACGGGUCUGUUCGUUGGCGGUAUCGAGCUGUACAAGUGGGGCAAGCGCGUCUACUUCAGGAGGACCGAGGUCGACGCGUCCAAGAUUGUCGACGAGGAGUCGCAGGCCGUGGAGGGCAGCGAGAUGGAGAAGCAGGAGGAUGUUCACAGCAAGAAGAUGACGCCUGCACCGACCCAGUCGACCGAGAAGACGAUCGUAUGA
Messenger RNA from Kalmanozyma brasiliensis GHG001, 3306 nucleotides. RefSeq names its product Cation-transporting P-type ATPase, N-terminal. The record is from RefSeq and is a predicted model, not a curated record. Gene Ontology annotation, molecular function: P-type calcium transporter activity; ATP hydrolysis activity; ATP binding. The transcript has a single exon. NCBI's taxonomy places the organism in Eukaryota, Fungi, Basidiomycota, Ustilaginomycetes, Ustilaginales. Gene Ontology annotation, cellular component: plasma membrane. The coding region runs from base 1 to 3306 and encodes 1101 amino acids. Gene Ontology annotation, biological process: calcium ion transmembrane transport; intracellular calcium ion homeostasis.